Messenger RNA from Leptosia nina, 2112 nucleotides. NCBI's taxonomy places the organism in Eukaryota, Metazoa, Arthropoda, Insecta, Lepidoptera, Pieridae. The record is from the annotation of a GenBank genome assembly.
AUGUCUGAUCCGGAUACAAAUAAGCAAGAUAACGAAAAUCCUUUAGAUAUAGAUGGAAGCAGUUUUAACUCAGAAAUGUAUUUAGACUGCUUAAUGAAAUGUGCUACGCUACGGCAAGUAAUGGAUAAAGAGGCAGAAGUAAUCACCCAAAGCCAAUUCCUUCAAUCCGAAAUGCAGACAUUGGUGUACGAAAACUACAAUAAGUUCAUUUCAGCUACUGAAACCGUACGUAAAAUGCGAUCGGACUUUCAAAUUAUGCAAGAGGAAAUGAAUAAGUUAAGUGAAAACAUAAAUAAAAUCACAACCUUCAGCUCGAAUAUAUCUGAAACUCUCAAAGAAAGUGGUAACAAUGUGAACAGGCUCUGCAGUACUCGGCAGUUGUUAGAUAAAUUACAAUUCCUAUUCCUACUACCGACUCAGUUGAAUAAAGCAAUUCAAGAGGGACGAUAUUCUGAUGCUGUCCAUGAUUACACACACGCACAAAAAGUACUGCAGAAGUAUGGUGAUCAACCAUCAUUUCAAAGUAUUCAAUCUGAAUGCUCAGAAAUAAUUUAUGAUUUAAAGAAAAGCUUGAGAGAAAAGCUACUCACCCCUGACACUACAGCUUCUGAGUUAGCUGAGAGUGUAGGCUUAUUGAGACAACUGCAAGAAUCUGACUCAUCUUUGCAAGAUAUCUUUUUAAACUGUGCUGAAAGUAGACUAGAACAACACCUUAAAUCUUUAAGCUCUAUGGUCAAUAGCACAGAUAUACUGGAAUGGGUUGAGAAGUGCAAUGGAGCAAUAUUAGCUGACCUUGGUAUUGUUAUUACUUGCUACCAUGACAUGUUUCAGGAUAAAGAAAAUACCAAUUUACCAGAUUUUGCUGAUAAAGUUAUGAGUCAAGUGUUUCACCUUUUUGAAGAUGUUGUAAGGAGGCCAGAGAAUAUAGGCACGGAAAUACUCAUCAGAGGCUUGGAUAAAUUCUUUAGGAAAUUGCAAGCUAUGUCUGAAAUAAUAUCCAGUGAUGGUGUGUCCAAUAAAGCUUUAGAUGUUGUCAUACAAUGUAUCAAUCACAAAGCCACAAUGCAACAUCAAACAAUUCAAAUUCAAUUUAAGGAGAAUCUCAUGAGAGUGAGGCAGUCUUUAGCCACAAAAGGCACAGAGAAUGCAGAUCUAAAAGACAUACUAAAUUCAUUGCAAGUCUAUUUGAUGCAGAAAAUUCAAGCAUCCCUCUUAGACCUUAUGGCAUUUCUACAGAACAAUCUUUCUUUUGGCCUCAAACCUUGGUGUGCAAAAGGCGUAGCUGACAGCUGCUGGUUAGUUAUCUCUGAAACCUUGAUAAAUCUCUCAGAUAUGGUAAAAACACUGUCUGUAAUGCAGACCUCAAAUAACAUACCCUUUGAGCUGCUACUCAUUUUAGCCAAAUUAUGUUUAGAAAUACAGGAAAAUGGAGUUACAAUACUACAUAAUCAUUUAACAAGGCUACUAGAAGAGGCUUCGCCAGGUUUAUCAAUUGAUAAGAAGGAUACAAAUAAUAUCAUGGUUAAUCUGUCAACAGCAGCACAAUCUGCGUUAGAUUCAGAAGUGGUAUUCAUUGGACAGACUGCAGCACAAAUGCUGCGGGUGUCUGUACUAGCCAGAGAUUGGUUACGGGCGCCCGAGCCUCGCGGCCCCAGGGCAGUGUGCAGACGAGUAGUAGAAACCUUGGCUAGUGCUGACAGCGCUGCGUCACAACUUUUCCCUACAAACUUUAAGCCAUCUAGCGAUUCGAGUCGGCGGACCAUAUGGUCCAGGGCACCAUCUUCUUUCUCGCCGAUCAAUAGACUGUUCUCUGAGAGAAUUGAAGUCUUUAGCCCGGCCGGAGCUGACCGCGCGGCGUUGUCAAAUGGAGCGUUGAAAGUAGCGCUCAAGGCGUUAGUGGAGUGUGUAAGACUGCGCACCUUUAGUCGACAUGGGUUGCAACAGUUGCAAGUAGAUGUCCAUUUCUUACAGCAAAGGCUCUCUUGUAUGGGAAAUGACGAAAGACUACUUAAUGCUCUUUUGGAGGACGCAUUGUCGUCCGCGCAGUUGCGCUGCGUUGACCCUCAAUUGAUGGAGCCAAGUAUAGUGGACAUCAUUUGUGAGCGUGGAUAA